UGGGAACAUAAAUGCCAAAUUUAAUUCCCUUUUUUAUUUUAAUCAAAACAUCUUUAAAGUUUCCCUAAAUAAUUCAAUCUCCUGACCCUCUCUCCUUCACAACACUCUGACUUCACCGUGUGUUUUUAGCGCCACCUCGUGGAGCGCUAAACACGCGUCAUCACCCCGCGCUGCUGUCGCGGUUCUCAGGCGCCUAGCAACCUCACACAUACACCUCACAACUUGUAUCCCCGCACUGACCAAUCAGAACUUGCAUUGCACACAGAGCGGACCAAUCAGCGUUGAGGAUUUCGGCACCGAUUUAAACUAAGAGCGAACGCUUCCUGUUUUGUUAACUGCAUCACACAAGCGUGAAUGACCGAGUAGAGAAGGCAAAAGGCAAUUUUUUGGACCUAAUUCUUUAUCGUUAUCGUCAGAAAAAAGGUAUCAUUAGUACGACAGUAAAGUCAGACUAUAAUUCUAAAGCGGCUAGUUUAGUUUUAUGUUCAAACUGCAGCCAAACGCUGAUGCUAACGUAAAGUUCGGUAACUUUUAACGUUAGCGUCCGUUGACUAAAACAAGAUGCCGUCCCGUGUUGAGGACUACGAAGUGUUGUACACUAUCGGCUCCGGCUCCUAUGGAAGAUGUCAGAAAAUAAGACGAAAAACUGACGGGAAAAUUCUAGUGUGGAAGGAGUUGGACUAUGGCACCAUGGCAGAGAGUGAGAAGCAGAUGCUGGUGUCAGAGGUGAACCUCCUGAGGGAGCUCAAGCACCCGAACAUAGUGAGGUACUACGACCGCAUCAUAGACCGGACCAACACUAUGCUCUAUAUUGUAAUGGAGUACUGCGAAGGCGGGGACCUGUCCAGUCUCAUCAGCCGCUGCAUCAAGGAAAGGCGUUAUCUGGAGGAGCAGUUCAUCCUACGAAUGAUGGCUCAGCUCACGUUGGCCCUCAAAGAGUGUCACAGACGGAGUGACGGCAGGGCCACGGUUCUUCACAGAGACCUGAAACCAGCCAACAUCUUCCUUGACAGCAAGCAGAACGUCAAACUCGGCGACUUCGGCCUCGCGAGGAUCCUCAACCACGACACCAGCUUUGCAAAGACGUUUGUCGGAACACCCUACUACAUGUCUCCGGAGCAAAUAAACAGGAUGUCGUACAACGAGAAGUCUGACAUUUGGUCACUGGGAUGUUUGCUGUAUGAACUUUGUGCAUUAUCACCUCCGUUUACUGCUUACAACCAGAGAGAGCUGGCUGAAAAGAUCAGGGAGGGGAAGUUCAGAAGAAUCCCCUUCCGCUACUCCGAGGAACUGAACACCCUACUCGGCAAAAUGCUCUACUUAAAGGACUAUCUGAGGCCUUCUGUGGAGUCUAUCCUCCAGAGCAGCCUGCUGAGCGACGCCGUCGCCGAGGAGCAGAGGAAGGCGCAGCUGCGACCCCGACAGAGAUCGGACGACCCCAACCGUCCCGUCCACAAACCGACUGAACCGGCGGCUGCCUCACCUGCAGAGCUCAGGCUGAGGGAACAGGCGCUGCGAGACAGAGAACAGGCUCUGAAGGAACGCGAGGAAAGGCUGGAGAAACGGGAGCAGGAGCUGUGUGUUCGUGAGCGACUGUCAAAUGAGAAGCUUUCACGAGCUGAGAGUUUACUGAAGCACUGCAGCCGCCUGCAGCAGCAGAGGGAACUGGCACUGUUCUAUGGCAAAGACAUAGAUGUGGACAGCCUGUCACCAGGCAAGAAGAAAGUCCACUUUGCCGGCGAAAGCAAAGAGAACCACCGGCCCGAUAGUUGCCAGAGCGUGACGUCCCAGGAGGUGAUGCUGAGGAGGCUGCAGGCGGCCAAUGUGCGAGCACAAACGCUGAACGAAGUGGAGAAGAUGUGUCAGUUCAAGAGCCGGCAGAUCCUGGGCAUUCGCUGAUCAAACUCACAUGACUGAAUGUCAAACUUCUGCUAGCUCAGAGUGGUAACAGCUGGAUGUAGCUUAGAAUUUAUUUAUGAUAGUUGAGCAGCUCUGAAGCCAAAUAACUCAACCCUAUGCAUCGUUACAUGUUAUAACGAGCUUUUAAGUGUAUUUUUAGAUUGAUGGUUUGAUGAGCGUGUGUGUAGAUAUUACAGGCAGCUAUUGUGAUUGUCACUGUACGUUAUUGCUGUAUUGUUUUGUUUCUUUCUCUAUUUUUACAGCGGUAGACAUAAAAGAGAAGAUUCUUGGAUUUAUUUGUAUAUGAAGAGAGAGCAGUUUAUAUGGAAUAACUCAUGUACCAGGGAUGACAGUUAACAUGUUACUAUCUAGAAGGAAAUUUCAAUUUGUAAUAAAUGUAUGAAAGUACAA
This is a messenger RNA of Acanthochromis polyacanthus (spiny chromis), 2310 nucleotides long. It is a transcript of the gene nek2, whose product is annotated as NIMA-related kinase 2. The record is from RefSeq and is a predicted model, not a curated record. Gene Ontology annotation, biological process: protein phosphorylation; chromosome segregation. The transcript has 9 exons. Gene Ontology annotation, cellular component: cytoplasm; centrosome; nucleus. Lineage: Eukaryota; Metazoa; Chordata; Actinopteri; Pomacentridae. Bases 562 to 1899 code for a protein of 445 amino acids. Gene Ontology annotation, molecular function: protein kinase activity; ATP binding.